Messenger RNA from Sorex araneus (European shrew), 13677 nucleotides. RefSeq names its product chromodomain helicase DNA binding protein 7 (gene CHD7). NCBI's taxonomy places the organism in Eukaryota, Metazoa, Chordata, Mammalia, Eulipotyphla, Soricidae. The transcript is spliced from 38 exons. The record is from RefSeq and is a predicted model, not a curated record. Gene Ontology annotation, molecular function: ATP binding; protein binding; ATP-dependent chromatin remodeler activity. The coding region runs from base 550 to 9594 and encodes 3014 amino acids.
GGCGGCGGCGGCGGCAGCGGUGGCGGCGGCGGCGGCGGCGGCGGCGGCGCGGGGGUUGAGCCGUGCUAGAGCGGACGCGCUCGUGCUCGGGAACUAUCGGAUUAAACUUGAAUCGAGUGAAAUUACACAAAGGAGCGCCGCGCAAGAGGCGGCCGGGGACCCGGAGACCCUGAAACUCGCCAGAACCCCUUUGGCCCCCCGGCUAACUCCGCGCCCGUGGAUUCAAGACCCCCCCCACUGCGCCCCCCACCUCCACCACCCCCGUUUGGCCGCGGCCGCCGAGCCAACUCCGGAGCCCGCUCUGCGUUUUGUUUGCGUCCUCGGCACCGGGCAGCGGAGGACCCCGAGCGAGCGAGCGAGCGAGCGAGCCAGCCGGACCUGUAUCCAGACUUUGCCUGACACUGCAGGGUCCAGGAGAAUUAAAGAAAUAUGGAAUGACAUGAAGAAGAUUAGUUCAGGAUUAUAGGCUUUGAGGACAAACACCUCAGUGAAGUGAAGCACAGACAAGCUCCCGAGCUGUAGUUUGGAGGAGCUGUGUGUUAGAAGAAGAUGGCGGAUCCAGGAAUGAUGAGUCUCUUUGGCGAGGAUGGGAAUAUUUUCAGCGAAGGUCUUGAAGGCCUUGGAGAAUGUGGUUACCCUGAAAAUCCAGUGAAUCCCAUGGGUCAGCAAAUGCCGAUGGACCAAGGCUUUGCCUCCUUACAGCCGUCCCUUCAUCACCCCUCUCCUAAUCAGAAUCAAACGAAGCUGACCCAUUUCGAUCACUAUAAUCAGUACGAACAAAAGAUGCAUCUGAUGGAUCAGCCGAACAGAAUGAUGAGUAAUGCCCCUGGGAAUGGCCUGGCGUCUCCUCACUCGCAGUACCACACCCCUCCCGUCCCUCAAGUCCCUCACGGCGGCAGUGGCGGCGGUCAGAUGGGAGUGUACCCUGGCAUGCCGAACGAGAGGCACGGGCAGUCCUUCGUGGACAGUGGCUCCCUGUGGGGCCCCCGGGCUGUGCAGGUGCCGGACCAGAUACGAGCCCCGUACCAGCAGCAGCCGCCGCCCCCUCCACAGCAGCCCCAGCCCGCGCCGUCGGGGCCCCCCGCCCAGGGCCACCCUCAGCACAUGCAGCAGAUGGGCGGCUACAUGGCGCGCGGGGAUUUCUCCAUGCAGCAGCACGGCCAGCCGCAGCAGAGGAUGGGCCAGUUUUCCCAAGGCCAGGAGGGCCUCAGUCAGGGAAACCCUUUCAUUGCCACCUCAGGACCUGGCCACCUGUCCCACGUGCCCCCGCAGAGCCCCAGCAUGGCGCCUUCCCUGCGUCACUCAGUGCAGCAGUUCCACCACCACCCCCCUACUGCUCUCCACGGAGAAUCAGUCGCCCACAGCCCCAGAUUCUCCCCAAAUCCUCCUCAGCAGGGGGCCGUGAGGCCGCAGACCCUUACCUUUAGCUCUCGGAGCCAGACGGUCCCCUCACCUACUAUAAACAACUCAGGGCAGUAUUCUCGAUAUCCUUACAGUAACCUAAAUCAGGGAUUAGUUAACAAUACAGGGAUGAAUCAAAAUUUAGGCCUUACAAACAAUACUCCAAUGAAUCAGUCCGUACCAAGAUACCCCAACGCUGUAGGGUUCCCAUCAAGCAGUGGUCAAGGACUAAUGCACCAGCAGCCCAUCCACCCCAGUGGCUCAGUUAACCAAAUGAACACACAAACUAUGCAUCCUUCACAGCCUCAGGGAACUUAUGCCUCUCCACCUCCCAUGUCACCCAUGAAAGCAAUGAGUAACCCGGCAGGUACUCCUCCUCCGCAAGUCAGGCCCGGGAGUGCUGGGAUACCAAUGGAAGUUGGCAGUUAUCCAAAUAUGCCCCACCCUCAGCCGUCUCACCAGCCCCCGGGUGCCAUGGGAAUUGGACAGAGGAAUAUGGGCCCCAGAAACCUGCAGCCGUCGCGGCCAUUUAUGGGCAUGUCCUCAGCACCGCGGGAGCUGGCCGGGCACAUGAGACCAAAUGGCUGUCCUGGUGUCGGCCUUGCAGACCCACAGGCGCUCCAGGACCGACUGCGGCCUGGCCAGCAGCACCCCGGGCAGCAGCCGUCUUUCCAGCAGUUGCCAACCUGCCCUCCGAUGCAGCCCCACCCGGGCUUGCACCACCAGUCUUCACCCCCACACCCGCAUCACCAGCCUUGGGCACAGCUCCACCCAUCACCCCAGAACACCCCGCAGAAAGUGCCUGUGCCUCAGCAUUCUCCAUCGGAGCCCUUUCUAGAGAAACCAGUGCCGGAUAUGACUCAGGUUAGUGGACCGAGUGCUCAGCUAGUGAAGAGUGAUGAUUACCUGCCAUCAAUAGAACAGCAGCCACAGCAAAAGAAGAAGAAAAAGAAAAACAACCACAUUGUUACAGAGGAUCCCAGUAAAAGUUUUGGUAAAGAUGACUUCUCUGGUGGGGUUGACAACCAAGAACUAAAUAGGAACUCUCUAGAUGGGUCCCAAGAAGAGAAAAAGAAAAAGAAAAGGCCGAAGGCAAAAAAAGAUCCGAAGGAACCGAAAGAACCCAAGGAGAAAAAAGAGCCCAAGGAACCCAAGACCCCAAAAGCCCCUAAGAUUCCCAAAGAGCCAAAGGAAAAGAAAGCAAAAACUGCCACGCCAAAACCCAAAUCCAGCAAAAAGUCAAGUAAUAAGAAACCUGAUUCAGAAGCAAGUGCUUUGAAGAAAAAGGUCAACAAGGGAAAAACAGAAGGUUCUGAAAAUUCAGACUUAGACAAAACGCCCCCACCAUCUCCUCCUCCUGAAGAAGAUGAGGACUCAGGUGUUCAGAAGAGACGGUCCAGCAGGCAGGUGAAAAGGAAGAGAUACACUGAAGACCUGGAAUUCAAGAUUUCUGAUGAGGAGGCAGAUGAUGCAGAGGCUGCUGGGAGGGACUCCCCCUCGAACACCUCACAGUCUGAGCAGCAGGAAUCUGUUGAUGCAGAAGGUCCCGUGGUUGAGAAAAUCAUGAGUAGUCGCUCAGUAAAAAAACAGAAGGAAUCUGGAGAGGAAGUAGAAGUUGAGGAAUUCUAUGUGAAAUACAAAAACUUCUCUUAUCUUCAUUGUCAAUGGGCAUCUCUAGAAGAUCUGGAAAAAGAUAAAAGAAUUCAGCAAAAGAUUAAGCGAUUUAAGGCAAAGCAGGGCCAGAGCAAAUUCCUUUCAGAGAUUGAAGAUGAGCUUUUUAAUCCAGAUUAUGUGGAGGUUGACCGGAUAAUGGACUUUGCCCGUAGCACAGAUGACCGGGGAGAGCCUGUAACUCAUUAUCUGGUGAAAUGGUGCUCACUGCCUUAUGAAGAUAGCACGUGGGAGCUAAGGCAAGACAUAGAUCAAGCAAAGAUAGAGGAGUUUGAGAAAUUGAUGUCCAGGGAGCCGGAAACAGAACGUGUGGAGCGACCUCCUGCUGAUGAUUGGAAGAAAUCAGAGAGUUCCAGGGAGUAUAAAAACAAUAACAAACUCAGGGAAUACCAGUUGGAGGGAGUGAACUGGCUACUUUUCAAUUGGUACAACAUGCGAAACUGCAUUUUAGCAGAUGAAAUGGGUUUGGGAAAGACUAUCCAGUCCAUUACAUUUCUCUAUGAGAUAUAUUUGAAAGGAAUCCAUGGCCCUUUUUUAGUGAUUGCCCCAUUGUCCACAAUCCCCAACUGGGAAAGGGAGUUCCGUACCUGGACAGAGUUGAACGUGGUUGUGUACCAUGGGAGUCAAGCUAGUCGUCGGACCAUUCAGUUGUAUGAAAUGUACUUCAAAGAUCCCCAGGGUCGAGUGAUAAAGGGGUCCUAUAAGUUUCAUGCCAUCAUCACUACAUUUGAGAUGAUUUUGACUGAUUGUCCUGAGCUGCGGAAUAUCCCAUGGCGCUGUGUGGUCAUUGAUGAAGCUCACCGGCUGAAGAACAGGAACUGCAAGCUGUUGGAAGGACUGAAGAUGAUGGACUUGGAACAUAAAGUGCUGCUGACAGGGACCCCACUACAGAACACUGUGGAAGAGCUUUUUAGCUUGCUUCAUUUCUUGGAACCAAGUCGCUUCCCUUCUGAAACCACCUUUAUGCAAGAAUUUGGUGAUCUGAAAACAGAAGAACAGGUGCAAAAACUCCAGGCUAUUCUAAAGCCAAUGAUGUUGAGACGCCUCAAGGAGGAUGUAGAAAAGAACUUGGCCCCCAAAGAAGAAACUAUUAUUGAAGUUGAGCUAACAAACAUUCAGAAGAAAUAUUACCGAGCCAUCCUUGAGAAGAAUUUUACAUUUCUUUCCAAAGGUGGUGGCCAAGCUAAUGUACCUAAUCUUUUAAACACUAUGAUGGAAUUGAGAAAAUGCUGCAAUCAUCCAUACCUUAUUAAUGGUGCUGAAGAGAAAAUUUUGGAAGAGUUUAAAGAAACACACAAUGCAGACUCUCCAGAUUUUCAGCUCCAGGCGAUGAUCCAGGCUGCUGGCAAGCUAGUGCUGAUUGACAAGCUGCUGCCAAAACUGAAGGCUGGUGGCCACAGGGUGCUUAUCUUUUCCCAGAUGGUGCGCUGCUUGGACAUACUGGAAGACUACCUCAUUCAGAGACGGUACCCGUAUGAAAGGAUCGACGGUCGAGUGAGAGGCAACCUUCGCCAGGCAGCUAUUGACAGAUUCUCCAAACCUGAUUCUGAUAGGUUUGUUUUCCUCCUGUGUACAAGAGCAGGGGGCUUAGGUAUUAAUCUUACUGCUGCUGAUACCUGCAUCAUCUUUGAUUCCGACUGGAACCCCCAGAAUGAUCUCCAGGCUCAAGCUAGAUGUCACCGAAUAGGACAGAGCAAAUCUGUGAAAAUAUACAGGCUGAUAACAAGAAAUUCUUAUGAAAGAGAGAUGUUUGACAAGGCUAGUCUGAAGCUCGGUCUGGAUAAAGCUGUGCUGCAAUCCAUGAGCGGAAGGGAAAACGCUACGAAUGGGGUACAGCAGCUUUCUAAAAAAGAAAUAGAGGAUCUUCUACGAAAGGGGGCCUAUGGUGCUCUCAUGGACGAGGAAGAUGAAGGAUCUAAAUUCUGUGAGGAGGACAUCGAUCAAAUCCUCCUGCGCAGAACCCACACUAUCACCAUUGAGUCUGAAGGGAAAGGCUCCACAUUUGCUAAGGCCAGUUUUGUUGCAUCUGGAAAUAGGACAGAUAUUUCCCUGGAUGAUCCGAAUUUCUGGCAGAAGUGGGCUAAGAAGGCUGAACUGGAUAUCGAUGCCUUAAAUGGGAGGAACAACCUGGUUAUUGAUACUCCUAGAGUGAGGAAGCAAACCAGACUCUACAGUGCUGUGAAAGAAGAUGAGCUGAUAGAAUUUUCAGACUUGGAAAGCGAUUCUGAAGAGAAGCCGUGCACCAAGCCCCGGCGACCUCAGGACAGGUCCCAGGGCUAUGCAAGGAGUGAAUGCUUUAGGGUGGAGAAGAAUCUGCUCGUCUACGGUUGGGGACGAUGGACAGACAUCCUCUCACACGGACGCUACAAACGUCAGCUCACUGAGCAAGAUGUAGAAACCAUCUGUAGAACGAUCCUCGUGUACUGUCUCAAUCAUUACAAGGGGGAUGAGAAUAUCAAAAGCUUCAUCUGGGAUCUGAUCACGCCCACAGCUGAUGGCCAGACUCGAGCCCUGGUCAAUCAUUCUGGUUUAUCAGCCCCAGUGCCAAGAGGCAGGAAGGGAAAGAAGGUGAAAGCCCAGAGCGCUCACCCAGUGGUGCAGGAUGCUGACUGGCUGGCCAGCUGCAACCCAGACACCCUGUUCCAGGAGGACAGCUACAAGAAGCACCUGAAGCAUCACUGCAACAAGGUCCUGCUGCGUGUCCGCAUGCUGUACUACCUAAGACAAGAAGUUAUAGGAGACCAGGCAGAUAAGAUCUUAGAGGGUGCUGACUCAAGUGAAGCUGAUGUGUGGAUUCCGGAACCUUUCCAUGCUGAAGUCCCUACAGAUUGGUGGGAUAAGGAAGCAGAUAAAUCCCUCCUAAUUGGAGUGUUCAAACAUGGCUACGAGAAGUACAAUUCCAUGCGAGCUGACCCUGCACUGUGCUUCCUGGAACGAGUUGGUAUGCCUGAUGCCAAGGCCAUAGCUGCCGAGCAAAGAGGAACAGACAUGCUAGCAGAUGGCGGUGACGGGGGAGAAUUUGAUAGAGAAGAUGAAGACCCAGAGUAUAAACCUACCAGAACUCCAUUCAAGGAUGAAAUAGAUGAAUUUGCAAAUUCUCCUCCUGAAGAUAAGGAAGAAUCCAUGGAAUUGCGCACCACAGGCAAGCACAGUGAGAGUAAUGCUGAGUUAGGCCAACUCUACUGGCCUAACACUUCAACCCUGACCACCCGUCUGCGCCGGCUCAUUACUGCCUAUCAGCGCAGCUAUAAAAGGCAACAAAUGAGGCAAGAGGCCCUAAUGAAGACUGACCGGCGGAGACGGCGGCCUCGGGAGGAAGUGAGAGCACUAGAAGCGGAAAGGGAAGCUAUCAUAUCUGAGAAACGGCAGAAGUGGACAAGGAGAGAAGAGGCUGAUUUUUACCGUGUGGUGUCCACUUUUGGAGUUAUCUUUGAUCCCCUGAAGCAGCAGUUUGACUGGAACCAAUUUCGAGCCUUUGCCAGACUUGACAAAAAGUCUGAUGAGAGUUUGGAGAAAUACUUCAGUUGUUUUGUGGCCAUGUGUCGGCGAGUAUGCCGGAUGCCCACUAAGCCAGAUGAUGAACCACCUGACCUCUCUUCCACUAUCGAGCCAAUCACAGAAGAGCGUGCCUCUAGAACUCUCUACCGCAUCGAACUGUUGCGGAAAAUACGAGAGCAGGUUCUUCACCACCCUCAGCUGGGAGAGCGGUUGAAGCUCUGCCAGCCAAGUUUGGAUUUGCCUGAGUGGUGGGAAUGUGGGCGGCAUGACCGAGACUUGCUGGUGGGUGCCGCGAAACACGGAGUGAGCCGGACAGACUACCACAUCCUCAAUGACCCCGAGUUAUCCUUCCUAGACGCGCAUAAAAGCUUUGCUCAGAACAGAGGGGCAGGUAACAUUUCUUCCUUGAACCCACUGGCCAUUGGGUUUGGCCAGACUCCUGCGGCCAUCUCCUCCACUCAUGUCCAGGACGAAAGGGUGGCAGGACACGCUGAAGGCAAAGUGGAGGAGUCUGAAAAUGCAGUCACCCCAGAAAAGCCUGAGGUGAAAGAAGAGGAAGAAGAAGCCGAGGGCAGGGGAAAAGAGAGUAAGCACGAAUGUGAGGCCGAGGCCAGCUCCAUAAAAAACGGACUGAAAGGUGUGGAGGUUAGCACAGAUUCAGGGCCCAAGUCUAUUUCAGAAAAAGGUUCUGAAGAGGACGAAGAAGAAAAGCUGGAAGAUGACGAUAAGUCAGAAGAAUCUUCCCAGCCUGAAGCAGGAGCUGUCUCCAGAGGGAAGAAUUUUGAUGAAGAAAGCAAUGCUUCUAUGAGCACUGCUAGGGAUGAAACCCGAGAUGGAUUCUACAUGGAGGAUGGAGAUCCUUCAGUAGCUCAGCUUCUUCACGAAAGGACAUUUGCCUUCUCAUUUUGGCCCAAGGAUCGAGUAAUGAUAAACCGAUUAGACAACAUCUGUGAAGCAGUGUUGAAAGGCAAAUGGCCAGUAAAUAGGCGCCAGAUGUUUGAUUUCCAGGGCCUCAUCCCUGGUUACACACCACCCACCUUGGACAGUCCCCUGCAUAAGAGGAGCUUCGCCGAGCUCUCCAUGGUCGGCCAGGCCAGCAUCAGUGGGAGCGAGGACCUCACGGCUUCCCCCCAGUUGUCAAAGGAAGAUGCGCUCAACCUCUCUGUCCCUCGCCAGCGGAGGAGGAGGAGGAGAAAAAUCGAAAUUGAGGCCGAACGAGCUGCCAAGCGGCGAAACCUCAUGGAGAUGGUUGCUCAGUUGCGGGAGUCUCAGGUGGUCUCGGAAAACGGACAAGAGAAAGUUGUAGAUUUAUCAAAGGCCUCAAGAGAGGCGACAAGCUCUACCUCAAAUUUUUCAUCUCUCACUUCAAAGUUUAUCUUGCCUAAUGUCUCGACACCCGUGUCUGAUGCCUUUAAGACUCAAAUGGAGCUGCUCCAGGCAGGUCUGUCACGCACACCCACGAGGCAUCUGCUUAACGGCUCCCUCAUAGAUGGAGAGCCGCCCCUGAAGAGGAGGCGGGGAAGGAGGAAAAACGUGGAAGGUCUUGAUCUGCUUUUCAUGAGCCACAAACGGACGUCAUUGAGUGCAGAGGAUGCUGAGGUGACCAAAGCUUUUGAAGAAGAGAUAGAGACCCCACCAACAAGAAACAUUCCUUCUCCUGGACAGCUGGAUCCAGAUACGCGGGUCCCUGUUAUAAAUCUUGAAGAUGGGACUAGGCUGGUGGGGGAAGACGCUCCUAAAAAUAAGGAUUUAGUUGAAUGGCUGAAGUUGCAUCCUACUUACACUGUUGAUAUGCCAAGUUAUGUACCAAAGAAUGCAGAUGUGCUAUUUUCCUCAUUUCAGAAACCGAAACAGAAACGACAUCGGUGUCGAAAUCCUAAUAAAUUGGACAUAAACACUCUGACAGGAGAGGAAAGGGUGCCUGUGGUCAAUAAGCGAAACGGGAAGAAGAUGGGUGGGGCUAUGGCACCUCCAAUGAAGGAUCUACCCAGAUGGCUGGAAGAAAAUCCUGAAUUUGCGGUUGCUCCUGACUGGACUGAUAUAGUUAAGCAGUCUGGCUUUGUUCCCGAGUCGAUGUUCGACCGGCUCCUCACGGGGCCGGUGGUGCGGGGCGAAGGAGCCAGCAGGAGAGGCAGGAGGCCCAAGAGCGAGAUCGCCCGAGCGGCCGCCGCCGCCGCCGCCGUGGCGUCCACGUCGGGCAUCAACCCGCUGCUGGUGAACAGCCUGUUCGCGGGGAUGGACCUGACGAGCCUGCAGAACCUCCAGAGCCUGCAGUCGCUGCAGCUGGCGGGCCUCAUGGGCUUCCCGCCGGGCCUGGCCACGGCCGCGCCCGCCGCCGCCGCCGCCGGCGACGCCAAGAACCCCGCGGCCGUGCUGCCCCUGGUGCUGCCGGGCAUGGCGGGGCUGCCCGGCGUCUUCGGCCUGGGCGGGCUGCUCAACAGCCCCCUCCCGGCCGCCGCGGGCAGCAGCAGCGCCGCCGCCCCCGCCGCCGGCCAGGGCGACGCGGAGGACGGCGCCGCCAAGGCCGAGGAGAAGGGGCCCGAGGCCGAGGACGAGCACAAGGACUCGGAGCGGAGCCCCGACGCCGCCGCCGCCACUGUGGCCCCCGACGCCGCCGCGAACGGCCCCGCGGGCGCUGCUGCUGCUGCUGCUGCUGCUCCGGCCGCGGCCGGCCUGCCCGCCAGCCCGCUGCCCUUCAACCCCUUCCUCCUGUCCACCAUGGCGCCGGGCCUCUUCUACCCGUCCAUGUUCCUACCUCCGGGCCUGGGGGGAUUGACGCUGCCCGGCUUCCCCGCCUUGGCGGGGCUGCAGGGCGCCGCGGGCGGCGGCGACGACAAGGCCGCCGCGGACAAGGGCGAGGGCGGCGCCUUCGCCGAGGACGAGCCCCUCGAGGGCAGCGACGCCGACGAGCAGCCCGACAAGGCGGCCGAGUCCUCCGCCCUGGACGACGAGGCGGCGCAGGCCGAGGAGCUCGACUCGCUCGACGGCGGCGAGGACACGGAGCACCCCGAGAACGACGAGUGACCCGCUUCCCGGUUCCCCGUUGAAAGUGUUUUAAAACUUUUCUUUGACAAGUGGUAGUCCUACUGUUUACACUCACAGUUAAUGUUCAUACCUAGUUUUUAUAAGCUGUUCUGUAACAUAGUGUAGCAAAAAAAGAAGAAAAAAAAAAAAGAAAAAAAAGAAGAAAAAAGGAAAAAAAAGUCCAAGUCAUGUUAUACAGGUGUGUCAAAAGGUAUCUUGGUCAUUAAGUAUUGUGCAGUGCAUUAUUUAUUAUCCCUAGGAGAGAUGAAAUUUGAGAGGUGAUCAUGUCUUUUUAAGGAAACUUACAUAAUGCUCUGCUUUUCUUUCUUUUUUUUUUUUCCUUUUGGUACCAUUGGUAUUAUAAUAAAGAGCAAUUUGUAACUGAGUGGCACUAAUGGAAGGAAGUGCUGCUCCAAGGAAGGAUGAAGUUAUAUAUUUAAUUUUAAUUUUUUUUUUUUGCUGUGAAGGUCAAGAUGAAAUUUACCAUACAUAUCAUACUUGCUCAUUUGUUUCCCUUUUUUGACUGUACAGGGGUUCCCACACUUGUGCAUCCACACACAUCCAUACACUCUGACAAUCUCCACGUUCGUGUGAACGUCUCUGUCCCGAGACGCAGCAAUAAUAAGGCAGCUGUUGAAUGUGAAGGGUCCCUUUGGAAAUUAACCUACUGGGAGGGUUCUUGCCAGACAGAACUACAGUUCCAUUGUCUCGUGGUCUUGUAAUGCACUGGUAUAAACAAAAUAAAUAGAUGAAUAAAGAGUGAGAGAAGAGAGAAUCAGGUACCUUUUUUAAAUUAAAGGACUUUGUUACUUUAGCCACAAAGCUAAAACAGCAUUACCUCAGCUCUAAACUAGCCUUGAAGUUUACAGACAUGACUUUGUAAAUGUAUUGUUUUUCUUUGUUGUGAUGUCCUUUUAUUUUUUUCUUUGAAAAAACUGCUAUCAUGUAAGAUAAAAUGUAAAUUGCUGCCAACUGUAGUAAUGAUGCUUUUAAUAAAAGUGACCCAUGAUAUGCAGAGAUGUAAUUAUAGAAUGUAGUAUGUAGGGAACUGGUGUUCACUCUAUUUUUUUGUAUUCGCAAUAGAUGCAAAUACAGGAUCCUGGCCUUUGUACAGUUUCUUGCUAUAUCCUCUUAUACAAGAUUAGCUGUUACAAAUAUGCUAAACUGAUUGUCUUUGGACUAGACAGGAAGAAAAACCUUAAAUUACCUUCACAUAAAUUCUACUCUAGAUAUCUCAACAGAACCAUACGCAAAAACCUCCCAUUACUCCCUCAAAAGGGCAUCUCAGACGGAAAAUACUUAGAAAUGUGUGCAGCGUCUGAUAAUAUGGUACACUAAAGAACAAAAGGGCAAAAGAAAAAUGAGGCUUUAAUAGGCACAAUAUCUAGGUCAUUUAUCCUUGGUUAAUGGGUAGAAAAAUACAAUGCCGUAGUGUCAGCAAGGAGCACAAAAGCACUCUGGUGUCCUGUGGACCAGUGUUUGAUGCCAGAAGUGGGGGUGGAAAACCCACGUGGGAUUAAAAGGAACCCACUUAAGUAAGUGCACACGUGCACACAGGCACAUGCGUGCCCACACACAGUCUCAAGGGCCAAUGAUUUGUGAAUGAUUUGUGCCCCCGUCCCUCCCCCCAUUCCUGACCUUUGAUAUUUGGGGUAAAAUAUAAUGCAAGACAUACUGUUUUCACCUUUUCAGGUCUCCUGACCAAAACAGCUUUAUUUCCGUGCAUUUAAGGAGGAAAGGAAGAGAUGUGAAUAGAGUUGUUUUAUGUAUGGUUGCCUCCCCUCCGCCAGUAUACACACAUGGUCCAUCCCCCCCCCCAUGUGAUCAUGUUACAAAACCAUCUAAAUUCAGGUAACAAGAUUCAGUUCAUUUGUAUCCAAGAUGAAAGCAUCCUAUUAUGGUUCUGGAAAAGCAGCAACUUGAAGCUCCACCUUGGAGACCUGUGGUGGUUUUAACCAUCAGCAUUUCUGUUAUCUCUUGAAAGUUAACAAACAGUCAUGUGCUUUGGAGGAAAGUGCCUUUAAGAGAAUGUCUUCUGAGAUGGAAAUCUUUGACUAUGGAAAAUAAGACUAGAUCAACACAAGUUAGAGGGAAUUUAAAUAUUCAAAUAACUUAUUUUUAAGACUUAAGUCUUACGAAGCAUAUGAAGGUAUAAUUUAAUAAUAAAAAUACAUCACAAAAGGGUCUUUUUUUCUAAAAUUCUUUAUAGUAUUGGGAGUUUUUCUGUGAUCUUCCGUAAAGUGCCUCCGUCGCUGCUAGAAGACAAUGCUAAGAGCAAAGAUGAUGCAGCAAAGCAUCUGUCGUUGCUUGUGGUGUUUGGAGUUGGGUCAACAUCCACUCUGCAUUAUCUGGGACUUAUCUGUCAAUCUGGCUUUAAAGUUAUUCACAUUUCCACAAAGGGACAUGUGAGGAUUUCUUUCUUCUAAUGAAAUUAGUUCUCGAUUACUUUAGAAAUAGUUAAUCAUUUAUUUAGGUUUGGACAAUGUCCUGUGGUGCUUGGAGCUUGCUUACUAACUUAAGUACUCCAAAUACUUAAGCCCUGUACUUAAGGCUCUUGCCUUGCAACCCUAGAAAAUAUUUUAAUACUUCAUGGUGUUCAUGGUGUGUCUGGAAUAAAUGAAGUACUGAGGUGCUCUACGUUUUCCAUGGCAUUGCUGCUUAAUCAUUAUUGUCUCCCUAAAGAAAGUGAGGCUGGGAGAAUUGGAGUAGCUAGCCAAGAGUCAAUGAAGGAACUGGAUUUGAACACAGCAGUCUGACAUGAGAGGCUCUCACAGAGUCCUAAAAUCCUGUGCUCUUGGGUCUGAAAGCAAGUCACCAUGUGAUGGUAAUCUGAGGUUUUGGGGACUUUAGUGUUUUUGCAUUUUUCCCCCUCUCACUGCUCCAUAAAGGCCCCUCCCUAAGUUUGACAUUGGCAAUUAAGGGGAAGUCUAUAGGAAGUAGCAUAUAGGAAGUCCUGACUGAGUAAACUUGAGUCUCAAGUUCCUUGUGCCAAUGUGGAUGGAGGUGGACGACUACUCCAGCUAUGCUGGGGAACCAUGCAGUACCGGAGGCCAAACCCAGGGAUCCCACAUACAAAGCACAGGGCAAUCUCCCUGAUUUUGUAGAUGUGGAUUUUUUCUAACACUAGAAGUAUUUUUGUUUUAAUAAAAAGAGCUUUUGUUAUUUUAUUAUUUAAGAAAUGAACUUAAGCCUCACGGUCAAUUGCAAACCUGAUACUUGAAUCCAGAUUGAUCCAGCUGCAAAGCUUAAUGUACUUGACCAUUGUGCAGGAGUCAUUUCAUCAUCAAGUAUUCUCAGUGUUCCGUGCUUUAUGUUGUUUUUGUGGGCAGAGCUUAACUUUGGAAACAAAGCAAAACACAGACCAGUUCAUUCAGGUGAUAAAUGUGUCACAACACUUUUGUAAAUCAAGAAAGGCAAAGUAAUUGGAAGAUUAAAGAGGAGCUUCGUGUGAAGGUGACAAGUCCGCUUAGACCUGAGUGAUUAGAAGCAAUAUCCAGGUGAGCUGAUUGGAAGUGUUCCGGGAACAGCCAAUGCAAAGAUCCUGAAUUGGGAGUGAGCAAAGAAAGGGAGAGGGACUGAAAUCACACAGAGCCUAAAUGAUGAAAGUUUGAGUUUCCUUUCAAGUGCCAGAGAAAGUCUUUGGGAGGUUUUCUUCAGGAGAGCUAACAGGAUUGUUAUAUUGAGUUUUGUUUUGAAAGAAUCACUGUAAUGUGGGAAAGUGGCCUGGAAGAAGUUGUGAGGAUUCCAGUUAGAGAAACUACUGCAGCAUCCUUGGAGCGGGGGCAGGGAAGAAAGGAAGGGAUGAAUUGGGGAUAUGUUAUAGACAUAUUUUUUUACAGUCAGAAAUACUCAAGUGAAUGAACUCUAGGAUUACUCCUCCUGAGAUUUACACAAGAUAAACACAACAAAGGAAAAAUAUUCACCCCUUGAAGAUAAUGCCGGGAUUAAUAUUACAAGAAGAGAUAUGGAAGACAGAAUAGUGUUCUUUGUGUCCUGUUAAGAAAGUAUCUUCAGUGGAAAAUGGUAAUUAUCUUUGUUGCGAAUUUUUAGAAAUGAUUUCUAACAGGAGGUGAGAAGGGCUGC